AUGACAAACUGUGUUGCUGACGGCGCAUGCAAGAAUAACACAUCUAGAAUUGCAAGAGUUUUGACAUACGGCGCACAGAAGUUCCCUCCAUUCUUCAAGCCAUUCAAAGCUAAUGUUGUAAGUAGAUGCUGGAGAAUGAUUGAUGCAAAGACAAUUACAUUCGAAGAUUUGGACCUUUACGCAACAAUUUCUGCUUUGUUCAUGUCUAUUCCAGACUCUGGUGUUGAUUACACAGAAACAGCCACGAAGUUCGGAUUCCAGAGAAUAUCAGAUGACAAGUUAACAAAGAUCAUCCAAAAGGCUUUGACAGGAAUAAUCAAGGCUAUCAAAUUAGUCGGAUAA
This is a messenger RNA of Trichomonas vaginalis G3, 342 nucleotides long. RefSeq lists its product as uncharacterized. The record is from RefSeq and is a predicted model, not a curated record. The transcript has a single exon. Lineage: Eukaryota; Parabasalia; Trichomonadida; Trichomonadidae. The coding region runs from base 1 to 342 and encodes 113 amino acids.